GACAUCUGACAUCUGUGAAUUCUAGUCUUAUUUUGAUCAUAAUAUUUUCAAGUAGUGAAAAAUGAGAAUCAAAGUUUUCUGAUGCUUUGCAAAGAUUAACACACUAGUUAUAAUUCUGACUUCUUAGUUUAUGGGGUCGAAAAUUAUGUUCUAUUUAAUUAUUAUUGUAUGCUUUUUAAAUAGACUAAAAGCAGAUCAAAAUAUUAAUUUGCUGAAUAAUUUAAAGUACAAUGGUGAAGGAUACAUAUUCCCAUAUCCUGAUCAGUGCAUCAAGAUUUUGGAAGAAUUUGCUCAGCAUGCUUCCAAUUUCACACUAUGUUCAAUAAUUAAUGCCAGCCCUGUAACUCUCUGUGAAAAGUGUGUUGGAAAUUAUGUGAAGUUCCGUGACAAAUACAAUGAGUUAUUGAGUACUGUAAAUGGCACAUCCUGCAGAUCGUUUUUUAUAUCUCAUGAUAGAUUAAAUGCAGUGCAACAGUAUCAUGACAACAUCUUGAAUGUGUGGAACAUGGGCAAUUGUAAUGAUUGUUUUGACUGGGUACAGGAAAAGCCCUUACUUAAAAAUGAAACAAUACAUUUUCAUAAAAUGUACAAUGACACAAUAAACUGCAUCAACAGCAACAUGGUUCCUAACAUUAGUGAAGUGUGCAACAUUUGCAUGCAGGCCUAUGAGCAAUUAGAUGAGUUCUAUAAAACUCUAAGUGCUGAUUCUAUUGGUGUUGAUAGUGUUUGUAUGGACAUUGUAGAUUCAAUGAAUGCCACAAGAUCAAUAUGGAGCAAAACCCUUAAUUGUUGUAACCUGAGAAGAACACCAGAAUAUGUAUUUUUAAGUUGCGCUGGGAUUAUUUCAUUCUUACCAAUAUUAUACUAUAUUGCUGUGAGGUAUUGUGGCCCAAUUCGGGAUUUACCAAAUGUUUUGAAACAAUCAAGAUUCAAACAGACGAUCUUAAGAGGGCUCUCAAUUGAUAGUAGAAGUGACUAGCUCCAAUAAGUAUAUCAACCAAAAUAGUUGGCUGACCUGCCAACAUCUACAGUCAAUCAAUCUUGAUCAAAAUUAAUGAUUGCAAAAAUUGACCUUUAAUUAUUUAAGUCUUACAUAUAGCCAAAGAAUCACAAUCAUUGAUUUUGAUCACAGAUUAAACCUUAACAUUGACUGUGUACCAGGCACCUAUGGUUAGUUAAAUACAUACAUAGACUGCUGAAAUUAUAACCCUUCCUUUCGGCUUUGCCAUAGUCGGGUAAAAAUUAAAAUGGUAAGCUAUGAUUGUAAUGAAAAUAUGUGUUGCCAAAUAAAUAUGUAACCUGCCAAAACAUCUAAUAGAUAUAUUUUAAUGUUCUAGAACGUAAGGCCCACUUGCACCAAACUGCUUUAACUGGUUUAGUUAAAUUUUGUAAUGGUGUCAUUUCUUUAAGUUUGUUGGCCAUGGUUGAUUUAAUUUGUUUUGAUUGAAAAUUGAACAGGUUGGUGCAAGUGCAUCUAUUGUUAAAAUAUAAAUUGUCAGACAG
Molecule: messenger RNA, 1503 nt
Organism: Maniola jurtina (meadow brown)
Lineage: Eukaryota; Metazoa; Arthropoda; Insecta; Lepidoptera; Nymphalidae
Product: osteopetrosis-associated transmembrane protein 1
Exons: 5
Coding region: 131-979 (282 amino acids)
Cellular component (GO): cytosol
Source: RefSeq, a predicted model, not a curated record